GCAGUGAGUGCAGGCGUGGGCUGGCCUGCGACCGGCACGCGUUAUCUGCCCAGGACUCGCAGAUCAGCCGCGUCGCUGUUUGCCGGGCUCCUCAUGUUUGCCUUGCACAAUCCGCACCUUUCUAGAUAGAGUCGCUCACCCGCUGGUGUUGCAGUCCAUUUGUCGGUGCCUCACAUCUGGUCGGCGCACACGACAUGUUGCAGACGUUCUGCGGACGUUACUCGCUAAAGACAGGCGCCUUUAUGUUUGGGAUAUUUUUUACGGUAAAUUCGAUGGUCCAUCUCUUCGUGGGCUUCUUCUUUUUCAUCAGUAAAACACGAUUCUACAAAGACGAAAUUCCCUUGGGCCUGGCUGCCGGUAGCCUUGCUGUAGGAGCAGCUCAGAUGUUUGCCAACGUUGCCCUUGUCGAGGGCGUCAUGAAGCGCAGCCGAUGCCGGCUGGCGGUGUGGGAGGUGACGCACUCGCUGCUGCUGGCCGCCUACGCAGCCGCCGCGGCCGCGCUGUGGGCGACCCUGCUCGACACGGCGCAGUUUCCCGUCUUGCGCAGGCUGUGCCCGCAGGUGGUCGCCACGAUGCUCGUACUCCUCUCCCUACACGGAGCUCUACAAGUGUACGCUCUGAUAGUUGUCGAGUCCCUCCGAAGGAAGUUCUUGCUGGAGUCGCCGCCUCCGAGUAUGGACGUCGCUUACAAACGACUGGAGCGAGACUAGAGCGUCUUCUCCAGCAUGUCAUCAGUUACAAGCAAAGACAUCAUAACUGGACAAUGGACCAUUACUUUCAGAACAUGAAAAUAGCUUCUGCCAACGUUUGUGUGUGUGUGUGUGUGUGUGUGUGUGUGUGGUUCUUGCAGUUACAGCGUCAAGUUAUCAACCUAAUGUGUACAGAUAUACAUAUAAAUUCAUCUAACAUGAAUCUCACUAACCAAUAGUCCCACAUUUUUUUUUCUUCUGCGAAGAUCAAUAUAAAUUAAAUAUCAAGGUUGCAGAUAUUUUUUAAUGCACUGGGCGGUCGGUUAACACGUUACUUACUCUCAUUGACGGAGUCUCUUCUAUAUUCAUAAUUUUCUCGCAAUAUGUGUUUCGUAAAAUUGCCUCAGAAAUACGAGUUUGAUGUGAUUGCUAUACGAAAGUGCUUGUGACUGCAAUUUCCACAAUAGUAGUGACGCCAAGGUUAUAUUAUACUUGUUGAUACAAAACUUUAUCGAAAAAUUUAGCAAAUCCAGCUUUACUCGAUACACCGAAAACUGUCAAUGACACUUCUCUGCAUUAUUGCCUCUGAAUGUGAGUAAACAUCUUUAAGAUCGGCAGCUAAAAGCUUUCUUCUGAGAGAAGAGUUUGGUAUCAAACGGUCGGUUCUUGUGUUGGAGAUGAUAGUCAAAGAUACAUCUGUGGCUCUAUGACAUAUGCUCAAGGCACCUCAACUGGUAUUUGGUCCGAAACCAUAUACACACAUUUUUAGAAUUUAAAUUAGUCGGUUAUCGUAUAAGCUUCCCGUGUACGGCGAUGUACUUUCACUACAGAGGAAACACUUCCUAUCUAUCGACGAUCCUGUAGACAAAUGUCUCGAUGUUCCUUUACACAUCUGUAUUUGUAGGGGGAUCUCUUUCUUAUAAUUUUUUUUAAAUGGAUUCGUGCGCUAUCGACUGUGAUAUAUAACCCAUCCAACUUGUACCAAUGUGGUACGUCACCAAGGCUGACAUGAGCCAUAGGGGUUCACAUCAUUUACAUUGUUUUUAUUAUUGACUACUGCUGUGUUUUCAGCACCUAUAACGUCUUGAAAUUGACCUAAAAUCGAAGUUGCAGUAGUCGAUGUCGUAAUAAAUAGCACAGUUAAGGGUGAAUACAGUCAUUUAAAAGUUUCUACUUUAUGCUAAUGCCAUUAAAAUUAAUCAAACUACCUAGAAUUAACAUUUGUUUUCAACAGACGAAUGAGUACGUUUACAAAUGAAACAAGUAACAGUCAAUAAUUUGGUGUAUGGCAAUGAUGUAACAAGUUUUGGAAAUAUUAACCUUGCUGUUUCCUUUGCCUUUCAAGAUUCGGAUAUUUAUGCAAAAGGAAUGUCUGCAAAGGGGUACAUUCGUUGUGUUAUUACUAAAGGGAGAUAACACGGACAGUUUCGUAUGAUUUUGGUGCACUGAAAGUGGUUUUCAGAUGGUGUCAAUUUUGUUUUAUAGAGAGGCGUGAAUGAUACGAUAACAAAUAUAGCAAGAGCAACGGUUGCUAGUUUUGUUGAUUUCUACAUAAAAAUAAAUGAUAACAUAAAAGAAAAAUUAAAGAACUGUAACUAAAAUAAUAAAGUUCAUCUCUUCGUACGUUACAAGAAAGCCCGUUUUAAAUAAGCUUCAAUUGGAAAUGAUUUGAAGAGGAAAUAUGUCUUUAUACUGCAUCGUGCACAAUGACUGAAAAUCUUCAUGGACGUAGAGAAAUCAUCAAAUAAAAUGUUAUUUGCGGCAAUAUUUUGAGACGUGAGGGUUUGUCUUACAAGAAUCUGAAGAAAUGUGAGAGUCUUGGUUUGUGAACCACAGUUACUGUUUUCAGGAAGCGAUGUUUGCAGAUUUGUCGCCUGUUUGAUUUUACAUAUUGAGUAACCACAACAUUUUGAAUAUUGUUUGAUUUUAUAUAUACUGAGUAACCGCAACAUUUUGAAUAUGCAUCUGAACACUUUUUGUACCUAUAUUUUGUAAAAAAAAUGUAAAUAAACAGUAACAAA
Molecule: messenger RNA, 2710 nt
Organism: Schistocerca piceifrons (Central American locust)
Lineage: Eukaryota; Metazoa; Arthropoda; Insecta; Orthoptera; Acrididae
Exons: 6
Coding region: 195-710 (171 amino acids)
Source: RefSeq, a predicted model, not a curated record